Messenger RNA from Sarcophilus harrisii (Tasmanian devil), 939 nucleotides. RefSeq names its product olfactory receptor 7D2-like. The record is from RefSeq and is a predicted model, not a curated record. The transcript has a single exon. Gene Ontology annotation, cellular component: membrane. Bases 1 to 939 code for a protein of 312 amino acids. NCBI's taxonomy places the organism in Eukaryota, Metazoa, Chordata, Mammalia, Dasyuromorphia, Dasyuridae. Gene Ontology annotation, molecular function: G protein-coupled receptor activity; olfactory receptor activity. Gene Ontology annotation, biological process: G protein-coupled receptor signaling pathway.
AUGAUACCAGGAAAUCGAACACAAUUCACUGACUUUAUCCUCUUGGGAUUUUCUGAGAAACCGUAUCAGCAGGGCCCCCUUUUUGGUCUGUUCUUGGGCAUGUAUUUGGUCACAGUGGUUGGAAACCUGCUCAUAAUUUUAGCUAUUGUCUCUGACUCUCACCUACACACCCCUAUGUACUUCUUCCUUUCCAAUCUGUCCAUUGUAGAUAUCUGUGUGGUAUCUACUACAGUACCCAAGAUGUUGGUGAGCAUCUUGACAGAAAACAAGGCCAUCUCCUAUACUGCUUGUCUUGCCCAGAUGUUCCUCUUUAUGUUUUUUAUUGCUUUGGACAAUUUUCUCCUAACUUCAAUGGCCUAUGACCGUUUUGUGGCUAUCUGUCACCCUCUACGUUAUGGAGCCAUUAUGAGCCCUCGGCUAUGUGGCUUGCUGGUGCUGGUCUCCUGGGUAGUAAGCUUUUUAAACUCCCUUCUUCACAGUCUGUUUGUAACAUGUCUCUCCUUUUGUACAAACCAUGUAAUUGAGCACUUCUUUUGUGAUCUUGCUGAGAUUCUGAAAAUUUCUUGUUCUGACACUCUCCUCAACUAUGCCUUGCUUUAUCUUGUCACUGGGGUGCUAGGUAUGCUUCCUCUCACAGGGAUCCUUUUCUCUUAUACUCAGAUCUGUUCUUCUAUUUUGAAAAUACCAUCUGCUCAAGGUAAGUAUAAAGCCUUUUCUACCUGUGGAUCUCACCUCUCUGUUGUUUCAUUAUUCUAUGGCACAGGGCUUGGAGUACAUUUGAGCUCCUUCACUAGCCACUCUUCCUGGAAGAGCACAGUUGCUUCAGCAAUGUACUCUGUGGUGACUCCCAUGUUAAAUCCUUUCAUCUAUACACUAAGGAAUAAAGACAUAAAAAAUGCCCUUAGAAAACUCAGUACCAGAACAUCUUCCUCUCAAUGA